This is a messenger RNA of Nicrophorus vespilloides, 2234 nucleotides long. RefSeq names its product putative protein arginine N-methyltransferase 9. The coding region runs from base 91 to 2217 and encodes 708 amino acids. Gene Ontology annotation, molecular function: protein-arginine omega-N monomethyltransferase activity; protein binding. Gene Ontology annotation, biological process: peptidyl-arginine methylation. Lineage: Eukaryota; Metazoa; Arthropoda; Insecta; Coleoptera; Silphidae. The transcript has 3 exons. The record is from RefSeq and is a predicted model, not a curated record.
UAAUAAAUAUAAUAAAUGUUGUAAAAUAAUUUGAAGACUAACAUAACCUAACAUUUGGAGAUUCAAAGCUUUUGUAGUAAACAGAAAAUAAUGGAUGAAAACAAAGUGAAAGUUGCUCAAGAUUCGUUGCAGAAAGUGCACGAGUACAGAUUCAGCGGAAACAAUGGAAGGGCCUUCGCGCAUUUCCUCCUCUUCUUGGAACUGCUUCCUGCAGAGAGACAAAAACAUGAGCAGCACUUCUCCGAUACUGCAACAGAAUGGUGCACCGAACUGGAGUUGAAGGGACAAUUCGAGAACGUCUGCAAGUGCUACUCGCAGGCCAUCAACUACUUUCCCAAAAACGUUGAAAUCUUAAACAGCUUUGGGUCGUUCCUGCUUAGAUGCAAUGCCCCUUUGGAAUCUAAAGUUUACCUGAACGCUGCACACAGGAUAGAUGCUGAAAAUUUGGUCGUAUUGAGUAAUUUGAACACUGCCAAUUUGCAGCUGGUCGAGAGGUGGCAUUUUAGAAUGUUGAAUGAUGUCAGAAGGAAUUCAUUGUAUAAUGAAGCAAUCCAGAAGAGUAUAGAUGGAAGAUACAAUAAGGUCCUGGAUAUUGGGACUGGCUGUGGAUUCUUGAGCUUGUGCGCUUCCAAGAACGCGAAUACCAGCAGGAUUAUUGCUGUAGAAGAGUCUGAAGCUUUGAGUGCUAUGGCUGAAGAGGUUUUCCAGAGGAAUAACGUGGAAAAUAUUAAAGUUUUAAAUGGAAAUUCUACUCAAAUUAACGAUAUUAGUCUUUCCAAUGUUCUAAUCACUGAAAUCUUCGAUAGCGCUUUGUUCGGCGAACAUUGCUUGGAGACUUUGAUACACGCGCACGAAAAGUUAUUGGAAAAGGAUUGCAGGAUCAUUCCUGCUUCUGCCAAGAUCUAUAUUACCGGCAUAGAAAGCAAAAAUUUGGCGAAGAAGCAUAAGGUUAUUUCUAGUCACGAACACUUUGGUGAGCUCUGCAUUGUGGAAUGCAAAGACGAACCGUACGAAGCUGAACACGUUUCCAAGUACGACCAUAAAUUGCUGACUGAAACUGUCCAGUUGUUGAACGUGGAUUUCAGCAAUUUGGAGCAGUUGAAGAGCUUGUACAAUGACCCAAAGUCUAUCCCUGAUACCGAAUUGAAGAUCGUGGAGAGUGGAACUUUGCACGCGUUCGCCAUCUGGUUCACUUUGGAGCUGAGCGACGGUCUUUCCAUCACGACGAAUCCGUAUUCAGAUAACUGCGAUUGCUGGGAACAAGCGAUCGUAUUCUUAGAUCAUUUCCAAACAAAAUGCAAAGGCGAAUCGCUCGUAAUAUCCGCGUCUUGUGCGCAAAACAAAUUGCAAAUCACGUACACCAACGGAGAUGAAUCCUCGUGCGAUUGUUACCAAGUCCAGAAGGACGUUGUUAACUUCCUGAACGAUUCGAAACUAAUACAAACACUCAACGAUGCUAGUCGAAGUAUCCAGAAGACUGACGAAUUGCAUGUCCUCGAUUUGUAUCCGUUCCCAAUAAUCGGUCUCAACUUAAUGGCCCAAUCAAACGCGACCGUUGUAACGAUUACGGAGAAUGCCGAUCUCUUGCGAAAGAUGUGCGAUUUGAACGGGGUGGAUUUUGGCAGAUUUAAAAUGAUCUCAGAAAGUGAUCUAAGCAACGAAUGUUCGCAGAAAUACGACGUUGUCGCCUUCGAUCCCAUCAGCAGAAAUGGUACGAUAUGCGAAUCGUUCUUCGCCAAUUACACGCAGUAUUCUAACGCGUUGAAAGACGAUGGGGUUUUUGUGCCGAACGCUUUGCGUCUGAAAUUUGCGUUGGUGGAAAGUUGUUAUUUGGUGAACUGCAACGCCGUUUCGGAUGCGAACGUGAUGGGAUUCAAAAUCGCCGAUUGCAUAAAUCAAUUUAAAGCUAGCGAACUGUGGAUUAUGCAGCACGGCAAUUUUCCGCACAAGAAACUGACUGCAAUCUGCGACGAUUACAAAGUGCAAUUCGAGGAUGCGUUCAACGUGCGAGAAUGUCGCAUAGAAAGUGUUAAAGGUAGAGCGGACGGAAUCCUCUACUGGUUCGACAUCCAUUACCCAGGAAACGUCUCCAUGGACACGUAUAACUCCAAUUACUAUAACAAAGUCGUUUCCGUUGUCAAGGAAACUGUUAACAUGGAAACUCCUAAAGUGCAAAUCAAGCAACACAAGGGAUUGUUAAGUAUUUUAUUGAAAUAAAAACUGUAUAUAUUAAA